Pogona vitticeps (central bearded dragon) is the source of this 1498-nucleotide messenger RNA. RefSeq names its product Fas ligand (gene FASLG). Gene Ontology annotation, cellular component: membrane. Gene Ontology annotation, biological process: positive regulation of canonical NF-kappaB signal transduction; apoptotic process; immune response. Lineage: Eukaryota; Metazoa; Chordata; Lepidosauria; Squamata; Agamidae. The record is from RefSeq and is a predicted model, not a curated record. Gene Ontology annotation, molecular function: tumor necrosis factor receptor binding.
GCUCUGAGGUUUUCUGCAGUCAAGCCAAAAGAGCUUUCAGUAGCGGGUGCAGGUGUUGUGUGGGGAUGCAGCACAGGAAGAAAGCAUUUCUCUGAUGCCGAGUCUAAGCUUGGCCCAGCAGCAGUGAGCAAAGAAUCCAGAGACGCGGUCCUGACAUGCAGCAGAACCAGCAUUGUACUUAUCCCCAGGUCUUCUGGACAAACAGCAGUGGACUUUGUAGCUCUGACUAUGCUCUAUCAGGAUUGUCCCCCAAUGGGAUUGUGUCUCCUCAGGACAUUUGCCCCCCUUUGGCUGUACCAGUAAGGAAACGAUUUAGGCAGAACACUCGAGAUGGUGCGUGCCUUUGCUUCCUGAUGGUUUUCUUACUGACUUUCCUGGCCCUCACUGGAGUUGGGUUAGCCAUGUUUCAGAUCUUCCAUCUGCAGCAGGAACUAAAUGCACUGAAAGAGAUUUCCAGCUCGGGACCUGCUCUUCAAUCCCCUGAGAUGCUGAAAGGAUUUCUGAAUGGAACCACAGAAAAGAAAGUCAAGAGGAGAGCACACUUAACAGGCAAAGGAAACCAGCAGUCACUUCCACUGGAGUGGGAAAGUACCUACGGUCAUGCCUUCAUCUCCGGUGUCCACUAUAAAAACAGGUGUCUAGUGAUUGAGGAAGCUGGUCUUUACUUUGUCUACUCCAAAGUAUUCUUCCGAGGCCUGGCCUGUACCAACCAACCUCUGAACCAUUUUGUUUUUAAAAGGAAUCCAGCUUAUCCUGACAUCCAGGUGCUGAUGGAGGACAAAAAGAUGAACUACUGCAGUUCAGUGCAUAUGUGGGGUAAAAGUAGCUAUCUGGGUGCCUCGUUCAACCUGUCCAGGCAAGACAGCUUGUACGUGAGUGUCUCCGAUGUCACACUGGUAAAUUUUGAGGAGUCAAAAACCUUCUUUGGAUUAUUCAUGCUUUAGAAAAAGCAGCAGCCAUCAUACAGGCCCUGUGGGCACCCUGAGCUCCACAAGCAUUAUGUGGCUCAGCUGAGCUUGGACUGUUAUGGACUACAAAUGCUGCUCCUACAGUAGACAUCUGUAACUUCAUUCUUGAACCUGAGAUCGUCCAAACAUGCCUGAAAGUACUCUCAAGAGGUAUUUAAACAAACGGCAAUUGUUUAUCUGCCGGAUUGCAAUAGGACCACAACAUCUCUCACAACAUUGGACUCACUGUGUGGAGGAAUCCAAGAAACCUGAAGCUGUGGGCAAAGCAGGGAGGCACAAGAAGCCUUUUGGUUAUGCAGACAUAACAACCAAAUGUGAGCGCAUCUAUGGAGAAGCAUCCUUGGCUGUCCAGCAGCUGAGGUGUGAAGGGAGAGAAUGAGAUUCUGGUAGUUUCCUGUGAAGGGGCUCUCCAGCAAAUCUGUUUCUAUUCCACAGAAAGCUUGUUUGUGCUGUGUGGCCUUCAGCUUCCUGACAUGAUGUGUGACUCUCUUCCAGUUAUAGAAAGAUAAAUCAUUCGAUUUUGUUCUCAA